AUGAAUCUUGAAAUGCCUCAUACUGAAGAAGAGAAAUUUUUCAACUUUGCUUUGAAAAUCGUAGCAAGAGCGGGUGCACUUGUUCGAACAGCAUUUGAACAACCAUAUUCAGAAGUUCAUACAAAAUUAUCGAAUACUGAUUUGGUGACAGAGACAGACCAGGCAGUAGAAAAACUGUUAAUCGAUAAUCUCUCAAAGCAGUUUCCUGAUCACAAGUUAGUUAUGGUUACCUUCAUUAAAUUAACUGUUGUUUUUUCACAUAACCGAUGCAUUGAGCUGAGAAAAAUUUAUUUGCGAAUUAAUUUUCGAAUCUGCGCUGUUCUCGAAUUUUCGUUAUUCCAAACUUUAUGCAUUCUGAAAUUCUUGAUUAUCUCAUUGAUCACUCUUGAAUUUAGACAUCGUUCAUUCGGAUCUGCUGCUCUGAAUAUGGUUUAUGUUGCCCAAGGUAUAGUUGAUGCUUAUGUUGAGUAUGGUGUCCACGCAUGGGACAUGGCUGCUGCUGGAAUCAUAGUUAAAGAAGCUGGUGGAAUACUCCUGGAUCCUACAGGGACUGAAUUUGACGUUAUGGGUCGUCGAGUUCUAUGUGCCUCAACCCCAGAAUUAGCUAAAGCUAUAGCAUCAACUCUUGAUCAUGUUGAGUACGAAAAAGAAGGCUGA
This is a messenger RNA of Thelazia callipaeda (thelaziosis nematode), 657 nucleotides long. Lineage: Eukaryota; Metazoa; Nematoda; Chromadorea; Rhabditida; Thelaziidae. The record is from the annotation of a GenBank genome assembly.